Molecule: messenger RNA, 7806 nt
Organism: Callorhinchus milii (elephant shark)
Lineage: Eukaryota; Metazoa; Chordata; Chondrichthyes; Chimaeriformes; Callorhinchidae
Gene: dock1
Product: dedicator of cytokinesis 1
Exons: 53
Coding region: 160-5853 (1897 amino acids)
Biological process (GO): small GTPase-mediated signal transduction; cell migration
Cellular component (GO): cytoplasm; plasma membrane
Molecular function (GO): small GTPase binding; guanyl-nucleotide exchange factor activity
Source: RefSeq, a predicted model, not a curated record
GGGGGGAAGGGGGUGGGAAACACAUGAGAAGAACUUUCUUUCCUCUCUCAACUCAACUGUGGAAAAUGGCGGCGUGGACUCCUCGGGAUAAAUGAGGGCAAAGCUGGAAAGGGGAGGAGAGAGGACCAAAAAGUUGUGGAAGAAGUUUGUGCCGCAGCAAUGACUCGUUGGGUCCCAACAAAGAAAGAGAAAUACGGAGUCGCUAUAUACAAUUAUGACUCCAGAGAAGAAGUGGAACUUGCACUGGAGAUUGGUGAUACAGUGCACAUACUGGAGACCUAUGAAGGUUGGUUCAGGGGUUACACACUACGACGUAAGGUGAAAAAGGGUAUUUUUCCUGCUUCAUAUAUUCACCUGAAGGAAGCAACUGUCGAAGGAAAAGGAAAGGAAGGCCAUGACAACGGUUGCAUGCAACAUGAAACAGUUAUCCCAAAUGAGCUUCCACUGGUUCAGGAAGUCACAACAACCCUUCGGGAAUGGUCUGCCAUAUGGCGGCAGUUGUAUGUGAACGACAACCGAGAGAUGUUCAGCCGAGUUAGACAUAUGAUGUACGAUCUUAUUGAGUGGCGAUCGCAGAUUCUUUCUGGAACGCUCCCGCAAGAUGAGCUAAAGGAACUGAAGCAGAAAGUCACUGCCAAAAUAGAUUAUGGCAACAGAAUUCUUGAUCUGGACUUGGUGGUACGAGAUGAAGAUGGCAACAUAUUAGACCCUGACGAAAGCAGUACCAUCAGUCUAUUUAGAGCACAUGAAAUGGCAUCAAAACAAAUAGAGGAAAGAAUACGGGAAGAAAAGUCACAGAAGCAAAAUAUUGAUAUAAAUCGACAAGCCAAAUUUGCUGCCACACCUUCCUUUGGUCUGUUUGUGACUCUGAAGAACGUUGUCUGCAAAAUAGGAGAAGAUGCUGAAGUCUUAAUGUCUUUAUACGACCCUGGUGAAUCCAAGUUUAUCAGUGAAAACUACCUGGUUCGAUGGGCAAGCUCAGGGCUUCCAAAAGAAAUAGACCGAUUAAACAACCUCCGAGCUGUAUUUACGGACCUUGGCAGCAAAGAUCUUAAAAGAGAAAAAAUCAGUUUUGUGUGCCAAAUUGUGAGAGUGGGUCGCAUGGAGCUGAAGGACAAUAAUUUAAAGAAAUUCACUUCUGGGCUGCGAAGACCCUUUGGAGUAGCAGUCAUGGAUGUCACUGACAUAAUCAAAGGCAAAGUUGACGACGAGGACAAACAGCACUUCAUUCCAUUCCAACCGCUAGCGUUGGAUGACGCCAUUCGACACAAGCAGCUGAACAUAUCAUCCCGUUUUUCACCCAGGGUAGCAGGGGAGAAUGACUUCCUUCAGACUGUUAUCAAUAAAGUUAUUGCGGCCAAAGAAGUGAACCACAAGGGUCAAGGUUUGUGGGUGACCAUGAAGUUACUCCCAGGAGAUAUUCAUCAGAUUCGAAAGGAUUUUCCACAUCUGGUUGACAGGUCAACAGCAGUUGCAAGGAAGAUGGGUUUCCCUGAAAUAAUAAUGCCUGGUGAUGUUCGUAAUGAUAUCUAUGUUACACUUGUGCAAGGAGAUUUUGACAAAGGGAACAAAACAACGUCCAAAAACGUGGAAGUCACAAUGACUGUGUAUGACGAGGAAGGGAAGCGUUUGGAGAACGUCAUUUUUCCUGGUGCUGGAGAUGAAGGCAUCUCUGAAUAUAAAUCUGUCAUUUACUACCAAGUGAAGCAGCCCCGUUGGUUUGAGACAGUCAAGGUGGCAAUCCCUAUUGAAGAUGUUAAUCGUAGUCAUUUAAAGUUCACAUUCCGGCAUCGAUCAUCCCAGGAUUCCAAAGACAAAUCUGAAAAGAUAUUUGCCUUGGCAUUUGUCAAGCUAAUGAGGUUCGAUGGAACAACACUGAGGGAUGGAGAACAUGACCUAAUAGUGUAUAAGUGGGAUGCCAAAAAGCCAGAAGAUGCAUCGCUAUACUUAAAUUUGACAGCAACUAAACUGUUACUUGAAGAAAAGGGUUACACCCUGACUGGAAAGAACAUGCACAGCACUGGAAACUUUCCCAUUAGCAAAGACUCGUUUCAGAUUUCCACCUUGGUCUGUUCAACAAAACUCACACAGAAUGUGGAUCUCCUGGGACUUUUGAAAUGGCGGUCCAACAUAAAUUUACUGCAACAGAAUUUGAGACAGCUUAUGAAGGUGGAUGGAGGAGAAGUGGUUAAGUUUUUACAGGAUACACUUGAUGCACUUUUUAACAUCAUGAUGGAGAAUUCUGACAGUGACACAUUUGAUACAUUAGUAUUUGAUGCUCUGGUAUUUAUUAUUGGACUCAUUGCUGAUAGAAAAUUCCAGCACUUCAAUCCAGUUCUCGAAACUUACAUCAAAAAGCACUUUAGCGCAACCUUAGCUUACACGAAACUUACCACCGUGUUGAAAACCUAUGUGGAGCAUCCAGAGAAGCCUUCUGUUAGUGACCAACUAUUCAAAGCUAUGAAAGCUUUGGAAUACGUCUUCAAAUUCAUUGUUCGCUCCAGAAUACUGUUUAAUCAAUUGUAUGAAGACAAAGGAGAAGCUGAUUUUAUGGAUUCCUUGAGGCAGCUGUUCAGGUCAAUCAACGAGAUGAUGAGCGGCACUUCAGAUCAGAAUGUAAUAGUUAAGGGUGCAGCCUUGAAGUACCUCCCAACAAUUGUCAACGAUGUAAAGCUGGUAUUUGAUCCUAAGGAGCUUAGCAAACUAUUUACAGACUUUAUCCACAACGUUCCGCCGGGCAAGUUAGUGCUUCAGAAGCUCUACUGUUUGAUAGAAAUAGUGCACAGUGACCUCUUCACACAUCACGACUGCAGAGAAAUCCUUCUACCCUUGAUGACCGAUCAGCUGAAACACCACCUGGAAAGACGAGAAGAACUGGAGGCAUGCUGCCAGCUUCUUAGCAAUAUCCUUGAAGUACUCUACAAAAAGGAUGGGGGACCAACGCAGAGACAUGUCCAGAUAAUUAUGGAGAAACUACUGAGAACUGUAAACAGGACGGUCAUCUCUAUGGGACGGAAUUGUGACUUAAUCGGCAAUUUUGUUGCUUGCAUGACCGCAAUCCUCAGGCAGAUGGAGGAUUAUCAUUAUGCCCAUUUAAUCAAGACCUUUGGGAAAAUACGAUCAGAUGUUGUGGACUUUCUGAUGGAGACAUUCAUCAUGUUCAAAGAUCUCAUUGGAAAAAAUGUCUAUCCUGCUGACUGGGUUAUAAUGAACAUGAUGCAAAAUAAAGUCUUCCUGCGAGCAAUAAAUCAGUAUGCAGAUGUGCUGAAUAAGAUGUUUCUUGAUCAAACAAACUUUGAGUUGCAGUUGUGGAACAAUUACUUUCACUUGGCUGUUGCGUUUCUAACACAAGAAUCACUACAGGUGGAAAAUUUCUCCAGUGCAAAACGUGCCAAAAUAAUUAACAAAUACGGUGACAUGAGACGACAAAUUGGAUUUGAGAUCCGAGAUAUGUGGUAUAACCUUGGCCAACACAAAAUCAAAUUUAUCCCAGAAAUGGUGGGUCCAAUCUUGGAAAUGACGCUUAUUCCAGAAACUGAGCUCAGAAAAGCAACGAUUGCCAUCUUCUUUGACAUGAUGCAGUGUGAAUUUCACUCGACAAGAUAUUUUCAUAAGUUUGAAAAUGAGAUCAUCACCAAGCUGGAUCAUGAGGUGGAAGGAGGCAGAGGAGAUGAACAGUACAAAGUGUUGUUCGAGAAGAUCCUUCUAGAACAUUGUAGAAAGCACAAGUACCUUGCUAAGAAUGGAGAAAACUUUGUCAAGCUGGUGGUUAGGCUUAUGGAGAGGCUUUUGGAUUACAGAACAAUAAUGCACGAUGAAAACAAAGAAAACCGCAUGAGUUGUACAGUGAAUGUACUGAACUUCUACAAAGAAAUUGAGAGAGAGGAAAUGUACAUCAGGUAUCUGAACAAAUUGUGUGAUCUGCACAAAGAGUGUGAUAACUACACUGAAGCAGCUUACACCUUGUUGCUUCAUGCAAAACUCCUAAAGUGGUCAGAGCAGCCCUGUGCUGCCCACCUCAAUCAGAGAGAUGGAUACCAAGCACAGACCCAAGGACAGCUUAAAGAACAGAUUUAUCAGGAAAUCAUCCACUACUUUGAUAAGGGGAAGAUGUGGGAGGAGGCCAUUUCUUUGGGCAAAGAGCUCUCAGAACAAUAUGAAAAUGAGAUGUUUGAUUAUGAACAACUGAGUGAUUUGCUGCAAAAACAAGCCCAAUUCUAUGAGAACAUUGUUAGAGUGAUUCGAGCCAGGCCUGAUUACUUUGCAGUUGGAUACUAUGGUCAAGGCUUUCCUUCAUUUAUUCGGGGCAAGAUGUUCAUUUACAGAGGAAAAGAGUAUGAGCGACGUGAAGAUUUUGAAGCAAGAUUAUUCACUGUAUUUCCCAAUGCGGAAAAAAUGAAGACAACAUCUCCACCAGGCGAUGAUAUUAAAAGCUCUCCUGGGCAGUAUAUUCAGUGUUUCACAGUACAAACCAUCCGUGAGCUUCCACCUAAGUUCAGGAACAAGCCUAUCUCAGAGCAAAUAUUGAGUUUUUACACAGUGAAUGAGGUGCAACGGUUCCAGUACUCCAGACCGACCAGGAAAGGAGAGAAAGACCCAGACAAUGAAUUUGCUAAUAUGUGGAUUGAAAGGACCACGUAUGUCACAGAAUACAAAUUACCCGGCAUUCUGAGAUGGUUUGAAGUGAAAUCGGUCUCAACGGUUGAAAUAAGUCCUUUGGAAAAUGCAAUUGAAACAAUGCAAUUAACAAAUGAGAAGAUCACGAAUAUGGUUCAACAGCACAUGAAUGAUCCAAACCUGCCCAUUAACCCUCUCUCCAUGCUGCUGAAUGGAAUUGUGGAUCCCGCAGUAAUGGGAGGAUUCACCAAUUACGAAAAGGCUUUCUUCACUGGAAAGUAUGAACAGGAACAUCCUGAAGACCAGGAGAAGAUUGAAAAGCUAAAGGACCUAAUUGCAUGGCAGAUCCCGUUCUUGAGUGAAGGUAUCCGAAUUCAUGGUGAGAAGGUAUCCGAAGCAUUGAGGCCAUUCCAUGAGAGAAUGGAAACUUGUUUCAAACAGUUGAAGGACAAAGUGGAGAAGCAGUAUGGGAUCAGAACCCUUCCUUCGAAUCUGGAUGACCGCAGAGGAAGUCGGCCAAGGUCAAUGGUGAGAUCUUUCACAAUGCCAUCGACUCCAAGACCUCUGUCAGUUGUAUCAGUCUCUUCUAUAUCAUCCGACAGUACCCCAUCCAGACCUGGCUCUGAUGGGUUUAUUCUUGAACCCCUCCUUCCAAAGAAGAUGCACUCAAGAUCUCAGGACAAAUUGGAUAAGGAUGAUGUGGAGAAAGAAAAGAAAGACAGGAAAAAGGAAAAGAGGAAUAGCAGACAUCAAGAAAUAUUUGAUAAAGAGUUUAAGACCACUGAGAUUCCUAGUCAACCUGCAGAAGCAGUGAUUCUCUCUGAAACGAUCAGUCCAUUAAGGCCACAAAGACCAAAGAGUCAGGUGAUUACUAUCAUGGGAGGUGAUCGACGUUUUUCUGCAUCACCUUCACCACAGUCUAUUGCAGCAGUGCCACCUCCAGUAACUCCCAGAGCCAAAUUAUCUAUUUCAUUACAGAUUGGCCAAAACAUGGAGUUAAAUGGCACGGCCAAUCCUGAGCAGACUGGAGUCCCACCUCCUCUUCCUGUCAAAGGCAAUAGUGGGGAUUAUGGAACGCUGACUGAUAGUCAGGAACUCACCAUUCCUAGCACUCCACCACCUCCACCACCACAUCAAUCCAGGCUCCCUCCACCAUUGCCCAGCAAGACUCCUCCUCCACCUCCUCCAAAGGCAGCUCGGAAACAAACAUCAAUAGAUUCUGGGAUUGUACAGUGAUAAGUUGAUAUUGUAUUCAGUACCACUUCCAACAUAUGCAAUUCUUUUUCAAAAAAGACCAAAAAAACAUAUCCCCUUGGUCCCCUUUUAUUUUCUCUUUACAAAUUCAAAAGACAUUCGAACAUUAUUUACCUCAUUUGAACCUGCACCAGUCAAAAUUUGUAUCGCAGUGGUUCCAUUUACCACAAUAAGGAGAUGGAAAGUGCAUUUUAGCCAACAAAUAAAUUCUGCUGCUGAGUCAUAAUUUUUCACUACCACAAAUAAUGUGGGUGUAGAUAACGCCCAAAACCUAUUCAUUGAACCUUUCAAAGGACUGAGAAUGUUCUCUUAAUGGAUUGAAAACUUGCACCACCUGAUUUAGACUAGCGUAAUGAUUUCUGGAUUCAAACCGCAUGAGUGUUUUACUUCUCUUGAUUCUGCAGUUAGUUAAUUCUUGGUCUGAAGCUUUGCUUAGUUUUGAGCAAGACGGGUAAAGUAGUAGACAUUGUUGGAAAAAAGAAACAGCUUACUGCUUUGUCCAUAAGGGUGUAAUCGUUAUGUAUAGAAGUUUGUAUAUAUGAAGCUGAAAAUUUUAAAACUUGUUUUAUGGUGUCAACAUUUAUUACCAUUUGCUUGGUAUAAUUCUGCAAAUGAAUUCAUUCCUAAUGAGAACUUUUAGAUUUUGAAGCCUAUUGACUGUAAAGUACUGGUCAUAUUUUGCUAAAUGUCUUGUUUCUAGUUUUAUUUAAUAGGAUCAAAAAAUGGGUAACAUAUGCCAACUAACUCCUGUUCCUUUAUAGUGGCAUUGUCAUUUAUAAAAUAUAAUUUUUAGCAAUUUUUCUGUAUUCAUGUAAUGAGCGAGAUUAGAUUGUUCGAAAUCCACUACUGAUAAAAAUACAAGUUUCAUUGUCUGAAUGUGUUGUUAAUUAGACUUGCUUUGUCUCCUAGUUACCUUCAGUUCAAAAGAUUUAACUGGGAUAAAUGGAAAUACCUUUUCCUUCAAAAUCUGAAACAAGGUGUGCUGCUGUCAAAAUUAUUGUAACACAACAUUUUGACGACUGGAUCACUUUGUUAUUUGAAAAUCAAACCAUAACAUCUUUCAAAUUGUGUUUUCAUUGUUCAGAAUACAAAAUAGCUCAUACUGUACAGUUCUCUAGUUGGGCUAUGUGUGGAGUAGAAGGCACAAAUCUGGUCAUUGCAACAUAAAGAGCUGCCCAGGCCAAGCAAUGGAGCUAAUCCCCAACAUUUAGGAGAUGGACGACGUGUGAAUGACUGGAUAAAUUGGAGCUUUUCAUCCUUGUAACUGGAUAUGGGGGAGCCGGCUUAGACCAUGCUCUAGUUGAGCGCAGAUUUGAUUACAAAUGGGUCCACUGUUCCAUAGGAUUAUCAACCUCCUGUGCUGACUCGCUGGCUCCCUAUGCUAAGAAAUGUGACCUUUCUAUGUGCUAGGCAGGCACAUGUUUUCUGCACAGGAAACAUCAAUGAUGCCACGAUGUUAUCAGUGCUUUUUUAUACAAAAUGGGCAGAGAUAGACAGGAAGUAAUGUCAAUGGUGACCUGAUGACCCUGAAGUCGGCAAUAUGUUUUGUUCCUCUGGACCCAAAUGACUGGGUAUGAAGGAUCUGCCCUGUAUCUCAAUUGUUUCCUUACAGGUAUAUAGCGAAACAGAGAGCGUGUAUCCAGGCAAUAUCUUCAGAUACACAAGCAGAGUAAGGGCUUUCAGGUUCAGGGUUGUGAAUGGGCACAGGUUAAGAAGCUUUAAAGAAGAAACUGGAUGAUAUCGAAAGCUAGUAGGGUGGGUAUUCUGCAAAGAUGAGUUUUAAUAGACUACUUUAAAAUAAAAUAUGUGACGUAUUGUUUUCUUAAAUCAUUCUUGAUAGGAUUACACAUAUAUUGCAGUGCCGUUAAGAUUUACAACACCUGGCUGAUGAUGAAUUUAAUCUUCUCAUAAAAUAAAUGGGAAUUAUUGACCAAA